CCCCAUUCUCCCGCUUUCCAUCACCCCGCCCCAUUCUCCCGCUUUCCAUCACCCUGCCCCAAUCUCGCGCUUUCCAUCACCGCGCCCCAUUCUCCCUCCUUCCAUCACCCCGCCCCAUGCUCCCGCUUUCCAUCACCCCGCCCCAUUCUCCUGCUUUCCAUCACCCAGCCCCAUUCUCCCGCUUUCCAUCACCCCGCCCCAUUCUCCCGCUUUCCAUCACCCCACCCCAUUCUCCCUCCUUCCAUCUCCGCGCCCCAUUCUCCCUCCUUCCAUCACCCCGCCCCAUUCUCCCGCUUUCCAUCACCCCGCCCCAUUCUCCCUCCUUCCAUCACCCCGCCCCAUUCUCCCUCCUUCCAUCACCCCGCCCCAUUCUCCCGCUUUCCAUCACCCCGCCCCAUUCUCCCGCUUCCCAUAACCCCACCCCAUUCUCCCGCUUUCCAUCACCCCGCCACAUUCUCCCGCUUUCUAUCACCCCGCCCCAUUCUCCCUCCUUCCAUCACCCCGCCCCAUUCUCCCGCUUUCCAUCACCCCGCCCCAUUCUCCCGCUUUCCAUCACCCCGCCCCAUUCUCCCGCUUUCCAUCAUUCCCCCCCAUUUUCCCUCCUUCCAUCACCCCGCCCCAUUCUUCCGCUUCCCAUCAUCCCGCCCCAUUCCCCCGCUUUCCAUCACCCCUCCCCAUUCUCCCUCCUUCCAUCACCCCACCCCAUUCUCUCGCUUUCCAUCACCUCGCCCCAUUCUCCCGCUUUCCAUCACCCCGCCCCAUUCUCCCGCUUUCCAUCACUCUGCCCCAUUAUCCCUCCUUCCAUCACCCCGCCCCAUUCUCCCUCCUUCCAUCACCCCGCCCCAUUCUCCCUCCUUCCAUCACCCCGCCCUAAUCUCCCGCUUUCCAUCACCCCGCCUCAUUCUCCCGCUUCCCAUAACCCCACCCCAUUCUCCCGCUUUCCAUCACCCCGCCACAUUCUCCCACUUUCCAUCACCCCGCCCCCUUCUCUCUCCUUCCAUCACCCCGCCCCAUUCUCCCGCUUUCCAUCAGCCCGCCCCAUUCUCCCGCUUUCCAUCACCCCGCCCCAUUCUCCCGCUUUCCAUCACCCCUCCCCUUUCUCCUGCUUUCCAUCUCCCCGCCCCAUUCUCCCGCUUUCCAUCACCUUGCCCCAUUCUCCCGCUUUCCAUCACCCUGCCCCAUUCUUCCGCUUCCCAUCAUCUCGCCCCAUUCCCCCGCUUUCCAUCACCCCUCCCCAUUCUCCCUCCUUCCAUCACCCCGCCCCAUUCUCUCGCUUUCCAUCACCCCGCCCCAUUCUCCCGCUUUCCAUCACGCCGCCCCAUUCUCCCGCUUUCCAUCACCCCGCCCCAUUCUCCCUCCUUCCAUCACCCUGCCCCAUUCUCCCGCUUUCCAUCACCCCGCCCCAUUCUCCCUCCUUCCAUCACCCCGCCCCAUUCUCCCUCAUUCCAUCACCCCGCCCCAUUCUCCCGCUUUCCAUCACCCCGCCCCAUUCUCCGCUUCCCAUAACCCCACCCCAUUCUCCCGCUUUCCAUCACCCCGGCACAUUUUCCCACUAUCCAUCACCUCGCCCCCUUCUCUCUCCUUCCAUCAUCCCGCCCCAUUCUCCCUCCUUCCAUCACCCCGCCCCAUUCUCCCGCUUUCCAUCACCCCGCCCCAUUCUCCCGCUUUCCAUCACCCUGCCCCUUUCUCCCGCUUUCCAUCUCCCCGCCCCAUUCUUCUGCUUCCCAUCAUCCCGCCCCAUUCCACCGCUUUCCAUCACCCCUCCCCAUUCUCCCUCCUUCCAUCACCCCGCCCCAUUCUUCCGCUUUCCAUCACCUGCCCCAUUCUCCCGCUUUCCAUCACCUCGCCCCAUUCUCCCGCUUUCCAUCACCCCGCCCCACUCUUUUGCUUUCCAUCACCCCGCCCCAUUCUCCCGCUUUCCAUCACCCUGCCCCAUUCACCCGCUUUCCAUCACCCGCCCCAUUCUCCCGCUUUCCAUCACCCCGCCCUCUUCUCCCGCUUUCCAUCACCCCGCUCCAUUCUCCCGCCUUCCAUCAUCUCGCCCCAUUCUCCCGCUUUCCAUCACCCCGCCCCAUUCUCCCGCUUUCAAUCACUCCGCCCCAUUCUCCCGCUUUCCAUCACCCCGACCCAUUCUCCCACUUUCCAUCACCCCGCCCCAUUCUCCCUCCUUCUAUCACCCCGCCUCAUUCUCCCUCCUUCCAUCACCCCGCCCCAUUCUCCCGCUUUCCAUCACCCCGCCCCAUUCUCCCGCUUUCCAUCACCCAGCCCCAUUCUCCCGCUUUCCAUCACCCUGCCCCAUUUUCCCGCUUUCCAUCACCCCGCCCCAUUCUCCCUUUCCAUCACCUUGCCCCUAUCUCCCGCUUUCCAUCACCCCGCCCCAUUCUCCCUCCUUCCAUCAACCCGCCCCAUUCUCCCGCUUUCCAUCACCCCGCCCCAUUCUCCCGCUUUCCAUCACCCAGCCCCAUUCUCCCGCUUUCCAUCACCCCGCCCCAUUCUCCCGCUUUCCAUCACCCCACCCCAUUCUCCCUCCUUCCAUCACCCCGCCCCAUUCUCCCUCCUUCCAUCACCCCGCCCCAUUCUCCCGCAUUCCAUCACCCCGCCCCAUUCUCCCUCCUUCCAUCACCCCGCCCCAUUCUCCCUCCUUCCAUCACCCCGCCCCAUUCUCCCUCCUUCCAUCACCCCGCCCCACUCUUUUGCUUUCCAUCACCCCGCCCCAUUCUCCCGCUUUCCAUCACCCUGCCCCAUUCACCCCCUUUCUAUCACCCGCCCCAUUCUCCCGCUUUCCAUCACCCCGCCCUCUUCUCCCGCUUUCCAUCACCCCGCUCCAUUCUCCCGCCUUCCAUCAUCCCGCCCCAUUCUCCCGCUUUCCAUCACCCCGCCCCAUUCUCCCGCUUUCGAUCACUCCGCCCCAUUCUCCCGCUUUCCAUCACCCCGACCCAUUCUCCCACUUUCCAUCACCCCGCCCCAUUCUCCCUCCUUCUAUCACCCCGCCUCAUUCUCCCUCCUUCCAUCACCCCGCCCCAUUCUCCCGCUUUCCAUCACCCCGCCCCAUUCUCCCGCUUUCCAUCACCCAGCCCCAUUCUCCCGCUUUCUAUCACCCUGCCCCAUUUUCCCGCUUUCCAUCACCCCGCCCCAUUCUCCUGCUUUCCAUCACCCUGCCCCAAUCUCCUGCUUUCCAUCACCCCGCCCCAUUCUCCCUCCUUCCAUCACCCCGCCCCAUUCUCCCGCUUUCCAUCACCCCGCCCCAUUCUCCCGCUUUCCAUCACCCAGCCCCAUUCUCCCGCUUUCCAUCACCCCGCCCCAUUCUCCCGCUUUCCAUCACCCCACCCCAUUCUCCCUCCUUCCAUCACCCCGCCCCAUUCUCCCUCCUUCCAUCACCCCGCCCCAUCCUCCCGCUUUCCAUCACCCCGCCCCAUUUUCCUGCUUCCCAUAACCCCACCCCAUUCUCCCGCUUUCCAUCACCCCGUCAAAUUCUCCCGCUUUCUAUCACCCUGCCCAUUCUCCCGCUUUCAAUCACCCCGCCCCAUUCUCCCGAUAUCAAUCACCUCGCCCCAUUCUCCCGAUUUCCAUCACCCCGCCCCAUUCUCCCGCUUUCAAUCACCCCGCCCCAUUCUCCCGAUUUCCAUCACCCCGCCCCAUUCUCUCGCUUUCCAUCACCCCGCCCCAUUCUCCCGCUUUCCAUCAUCCCGCCCCAUUCUCCCGCUUUCCAUCAUCCCGCCCCAUUCUCCCUCCUUCCAUCACCCCGCCCUAUUCUUCCGCUUCCCAUCAUCCCGCCCCAUUCCCCCGCUUUCCAUCAUCCCGCCCCAUUCUCCCUCCUUCCAUCACCCUGCCCCAUUCUUCCGCUUUCCAUCACACGCCCCAUUCUCUCGCUUUCCAUCACCUCGCCCCAUUCUCCCGCUUUCCAUCACCCCGCCCCAUUCUUUUGCUUUCCAUCACCCCGCCCCAUUCUCCCGUUUUCCAUCACCCUGCCCCAUUCACCCGCUUUCCAUCACCCGCCCCAUUCUCCCGCUUUCCAUCACCCCGCCCCAUUCUCCCGCUUUCCAUCACCCCGCUCCAUUCUCCCGCCUUCCAUCACCCCGCCCCAUUCUCCCGCUUUCCAUCACCCCGCCCCAUUCUCCCGCUUUUCAUCACUCCGCCCCAUUCUCCCGCUUUCCAUCACCCCGACCCAUUCUCCCACUUUCCUUCACCCCGCCUCAUUCUCCCUCCUUCUCACUUUCCAAGCGGGAGAAUGGGGCGGGUGA
This is a messenger RNA of Closterium sp. NIES-65, 4241 nucleotides long. Lineage: Eukaryota; Viridiplantae; Streptophyta; Zygnematophyceae; Desmidiales; Closteriaceae. The record is from the annotation of a GenBank genome assembly.